UCUUAGUACUCAUCUGGUAAGCCGCAUUUACAACGAGGAAUCAACCGUCCUCUCACAGCAAAAAGCCCCUGGCGUAUUUGCAGGUAGAUAAACGGGAAGAGUGGCAGCACGGUGGAGUAUUGAGAGGAUUAAUAAUCACAAUAAUUACCUAAGGUAGUUAACUAGACCCACAGCCUAGUGUCUAUCGCCGCUCUUAUCCCCGGCACCACUUUUUUCGAAAGUCUCAGUCAGUGCCAGUUUAUCGGACUGACGGGAAAUCGAGUUAAGUACAACUUCUGCAUCUCGUGUGGUGGUGUUGGUGAAAAUAGGGGAUUUGGAAAAAGUCGUUCUUUGACUCGCAAUUUUCUCUGGAUUGUACAGUACUUUGUUCCCUGUUAACGCUUUCGUCCCAUACCGCCGCGAUAGUCCGCCAUAAUGAGCGCAUCUAAAAACGGGGAACCCUCGAGCAGGCCUCGUAUCGACGAGUCAACUCCUCUGUUGAAACCAGACAAGUCGCGUAAAUACGCAAGUUCAGAAAACCAUGCAGAGGCUGGGUCAUCAUCCUUCGGAGCGGACGAUGAGUCCGCGCCCCUGAACCUAGCAAAGGUCCCUUCCAUUCCACAGGGACUCGACCCUGAACCGGGAAUCGAGGGCAUGUCGCUGCCAGGACCGGUAGUCUCCGAAGAAAAUGGUGAUGGGACAGAACCUACUGGUUACGCAGCGAGAUUUAACAAUGUCACGCCAACCAGAUUUUGGUUGAUAUUCGGGGGUAUUCAAUUGGGAUACAUUGUUAGUCUCUUUGAUUCGACGUUGAUGGCGUCGAGUCAUCCAGUUAUCACAUCUUAUUUCCAUGCUUCCGACUCUGCUGCAUGGCUCACGACGUCGUUCUUACUCACAUCGACUGCUUUCAUGCCUCUAUUUGGUCGCGUCUCGGAUACUUUUGGCAGAAGACCGGUGUAUCUCUUUUCGAUCUUUGUCUUCCUGGUGACGACUGCGUGGUGCGCCCUUGCCCAGAGCAUCCAAAGCUUCAUUGCAGCCAGAGCUUUCUGUGGACUGGGUGCUGGUGGAGUCAUUUCGAUGGGUAUGAUCAUCUGCAGUGAUCUCGUCCGCCUUGAAUACAGAGGAAUCUACCAGUCAUAUAUCAAUCUUGCUUUAGGUCUUGGCGGAUGUUCUGGCCUUGCCUUCGGAGGUUUUCUCUGUGACCAAGUUGGUUGGCGAGGUGCCUUCGUUGUGCAACUUCCAUUCAUCUUCGUGUACAUGCUCGUAGCUGCAUGGACGACCCCUUCCGACCUGGGUUUGAAAAAGGUGGAUGGCGAGAGGGCGACUAUCCGACAAUUGAUCCGCCGUAUCGAUCUAACAGGCUCAUUUAUCCUAGUAUUAGGAGUGACCAUCCUGAUUAUGGGCCUCAACCUAGGCUAUGGACGUUACUUUGUCGUAUCAUCCAUUAUUAUAUUCUUCAUUCUGGCUAUUAUCUUCGUGAGAUAUGAACGCCAUGUUGAACGCCCAGUGAUGCCUGUAUCACUCCUGUCGAGAGACCCACGUGCGAGCUUGAUAUACGGUAAUUUCUUGGGCUCCAUGUCCAUCAACACGAUUAUCUUCAACGCCCCCCUUUUCUUCCGAGCGGUUAAGCUCGUAUCGCCCACUGAAUCCGGUCUGCGAUUGGUAGCAGCAACGGCUACUGUAACCUGUGCGAGUGUCAGUACCGGAUUCUUGAUUACAUGGAGCAAGCGUCUUAAGCCCACUGUGAUCCUCGGGAGUGCAUUGCUGCUCGCAGGAGGCUUAGCUGCAAGCUCAAUGAAUGUUGCCACUCCGGACUGGCUGACAAUGAUCUGUGUUUCCAUAUCAAGUUGUGGACAGGGACUUUCCUUCCCAUCUAUCACCGUUUCCAUCCUGGCCGUAAGUGAUCAGGAUGAACAAGCAGUUGCUACCACAACUCUUGGUCUCUGGAGGAAUCUGGGAUCCGUCAUGGGCGUUGCUAUCAGCAGUUGGAUCUUCCAGAACAUGCUUUACUUCCGGCUCGAGAAACUGGUCACUGGGCCAGAAAAGGAGAAUAUUAUCCGACUUGUGCGCAAGUCUGUCCAGUCUAUCGCAGACUUGGAUUCUGUGCAUCAGAAACAAGUUGUGACCGCCUAUGGUGCCGCCCUGCACGUAACGUUUCUCUCCGCAGCCGUAUUCGGAGGUCUCAUGCUUCUCCUUCUCCUUCGCAUCCGGCUCCCACGUCUUGGGCGCAAGGAAUAGAGCAGUGGUCAGGCCUGGCCUAAAAUACUACGCUGUAUGGACCGUGCGAUAUUUAUACUCCUUUGGGAAUUUCGUCUUCCAG
Messenger RNA from Paecilomyces variotii, 2299 nucleotides. Its product is annotated as MFS transporter. Gene Ontology annotation, molecular function: basic amino acid transmembrane transporter activity. The coding region runs from base 415 to 2217 and encodes 600 amino acids. Gene Ontology annotation, biological process: transmembrane transport; basic amino acid transport. The transcript is spliced from 2 exons. The record is from RefSeq and is a predicted model, not a curated record. Gene Ontology annotation, cellular component: fungal-type vacuole membrane. Lineage: Eukaryota; Fungi; Ascomycota; Eurotiomycetes; Eurotiales; Thermoascaceae.